AGGGCUCGGCCGCCAGCGACCGAGCGGGGCCCGGCCCGAGCGGGCCUGGGGGUGCGACGCCGAGGGCGGGGGAGCGCGCGCCGCUGCUCCGGACCGGGCCGCGCGCGCCGCCUCAGGUAAGGAGAUCAGAGCCUUCUUAUUCAGGAUCCAAGCAACCCGGGUGCCUGCCACCUCCCUGGCCGAGCCAUUGUGACUUCUGCAGUUGGAUUUUGUUGUCCAUGCAGGAACCAUCACCAUUGUUAGAACCCGAUAGAAACCCUAGCCGGUUAUUGGACCAUCUCCCUGCAGCCUUGCUACCCACUAGGAACCAGGAACUUUGAAGUGAGGCCGUGUCUCCACUGCAGCCAUGGGGUCUGAGGAUCACGGGGCCCAGAACCCGAGUUGUAAAAUCAUGACAUUUCGCCCAACCAUGGAGGAGUUUAAGGACUUCAACAAAUACGUGGCCUACAUCGAGUCCCAGGGAGCCCACCGCGCAGGCCUGGCCAAGAUCAUCCCCCCGAAAGAGUGGAAGCCACGGCAGACGUACGACGACAUCGAUGAUGUGGUCAUCCCGGCCCCCAUCCAGCAGGUGGUGACGGGCCAGUCAGGCCUCUUCACGCAGUACAACAUCCAGAAGAAGGCCAUGACCGUCGGCGAGUACCGCCGCCUGGCCAACAGCGAGAAGUACUGCACCCCGCGGCACCAGGACUUUGACGACCUGGAACGAAAGUACUGGAAGAAUCUCACCUUUGUGUCACCCAUCUACGGGGCAGACAUCAGUGGCUCCUUGUACGAUGACGACGUGGCCCAGUGGAACAUCGGGAACCUGCGGACCAUCCUGGACAUGGUGGAGCGCGAGUGCGGCACGAUCAUCGAGGGCGUCAACACCCCCUACCUGUACUUUGGCAUGUGGAAGACCACCUUCGCCUGGCACACGGAGGACAUGGACCUGUACAGCAUCAACUACCUGCACUUUGGGGAGCCCAAGUCAUGGUAUGCCAUCCCGCCAGAGCAUGGCAAGCGCCUGGAGCGACUAGCAAUCGGCUUCUUCCCCGGGAGCUCCCAGGGCUGCGAUGCCUUCCUUCGGCACAAGAUGACCCUCAUCUCACCCAUUAUCCUCAAGAAGUAUGGGAUCCCGUUUAGCCGGAUCACGCAGGAGGCGGGAGAAUUCAUGAUCACCUUUCCCUACGGCUACCACGCCGGAUUCAAUCACGGAUUCAACUGCGCAGAAUCUACCAACUUCGCCACCCUGCGGUGGAUUGAUUACGGCAAGGUGGCCACACAGUGCACAUGCCGGAAGGACAUGGUCAAGAUCUCCAUGGACGUCUUCGUGCGCAUCCUGCAGCCGGAGCGCUACGAGCUGUGGAAGCAGGGCAAAGACCUCACGGUGCUGGACCAUACCCGGCCCACGGCCCUGAGCAGCCCCGAGCUGAGCACCUGGAGCGCCUCCCGGGCCUCGCUCAAGGCCAAGCUCCUCCGCAGGCCUGACUUCCUCCGAGGGCAUCUGGAGCCUCACCAUCAGCGCCGUGUGGUCUGGGCCUCGGGCUGUCGUCCGCUCCUGGGAGGUGGGUCCUUUUGCCCUCUCAGGACCACACACUGUCCCUUUCGGGCUUUUGGCUCUUGAUCCUGGGUGCAAGAGCCCUGUUUCUGCAUCUGGGCUGCUUGGCCCUUCUUGGUUCUGAGCGAUGGUGGGAGCCAUGGGGAAGGCCCCCAGCUCCCUGUGCGUGGGCCACACCCCUGCCUCUCAGGUUUUCAGCUGCUUAGUUCUGGCACCUCCUAUAAUAUGUUGCUUGGCUCCGCGGUCAUGGAGGUGAUUGCAGAGACCCGUUUGCUGGAUGCCCUCUGCCACCCCAUUCCAUCACGGGGGCCCCAUUGUGACCCACCUUCCACCUUUUGUGGUCCCUGCCUGUCUGCUGCCUGGUGUCUGGUGAGGAAGGAGGGGGCAGAAGGGCUGCACCCUCUUGGCAUCCGCGCGAGGCCGUGGGGGCACGGGUGGCAGGGCUGUGCUGGGCUGGAGGAGAAGAGGCAGCCUCUCUGUUCUGAUUGCUUUUGUUGUGGGAAGCAUCAGUCUCCGUUGUGCUCUUUCUCUAGGAAAUGUCCAGGCUUUUUGGUGCCAGAGGAAUGGUCAGCAGGCCCUCACUGGGCCUGGGGUGUGGCUGGAAUUGGGGGGGCGGUGCAGAGCAGGUGGCCAACAUCCUGCGUGUAUCUGUGUUAGGGCUUCGAGGGCCUGGUGGGCUCUCCUGUGACCCCUCAGCUCCAGAGAGCCUGCCCCGGACAGUAGAUGUUCCAUAAACAAUGAGCGUGGCAUAUGCUAAAUAAAACUUUUAUUUAUGGACACUGGAGUGGGAAUUCCAUAUUAUUUUCACGUGUCACAAAAUGUUAUUAUUGUUUUAACUUCGGAACCAUUUGAAAAUAGAACCACCACUUGAGCUUAUGGUUAGCGCCAAGACAGGCGGCAGGGUCUCUGGGCCUCUGGUGCAGGCUUCCUCCUGCAGCCGCUUGGUCACUGCUGGCAGGUCUUGGCCGCACUGGCCGCGGACAGCGCCUCCCCUUCCUUGGCGGCACCCCCAUACUCUGUAGAAACUGGGGGAGAGUCAGGCUGGUGGAGCGGUCGUGCUGCCUGCAACCUUCUCUCCCGUGGGGCUGUUUUCCUAUCCAUGCGCCCUCAUUCGCUUGUUCUGCCCACCCCGCGGCCCCUCUCUGAGAAUGUUCUGACCUGCUUUCACCUCUGCUCCCCACAGCCCGUGUGAAGGUGAGUCUCUCUUCUGAUUUCUUUGGUUGUCUCUCCCUUUGAUCCCCCACUCUCCCGUGUAUUCCCCACGCAAAGCACCUUCUUGGUGUGGCCCAUCUGCAGCGCUGAGCGCAGAGGGUGAGCACAGAGCACAGAGCGAGCUUUGCUGACCUGCCAGCUCCCGGCAUUUGCAUAAUGGUUGAUUGGUUUGUGGCUCAGGCUAAUUGGUCAACAGAGCCAACUGCCAAGGAGCUGGGCCUCAUUCCAGGACGGAAUGGGAUUAGAGGCUGACAGGAACCUGCCCGGAGGAUGGGGACCUGGCCGCCGGGCCUUGGCUAAACCUUCUGUGCGCAGGGGAAGAGCUUCAGACUCCCCCUGCCCCCUCAUCCUGCUGCACGGCUCCUGUCUGGAGUGUCCCUCUCCCCUCCACCCCUCUUUUGUGCCAGCCUGGAACUGAAUAACAGGUAUUUCAGUGUUCCCAAAGACAUAAUCUUCCUUAUAGCCUUUAGCGUGUAGAGUAAAGCAGAUUCCCCUCUUUUUAAAAAAGUCACUUGGAGGGGGGCUUUCUCUAAAGAGGCUGACUGGGGACUCACAUUUGAAGGCCCAAGGCCAGGCUGCCCCCCACCCCCCGUCGCAAUGGCAGUGGCCCUCAGAAGUCCGUUGUGACUUUCUCUCCUGGCCACACGGCCAACCUGCUCUCGAAUUGCUGUGCCUGGUCUCCGAGGCUGCCCGCUCCCCUGAGCCUCCCUUGUGGGAGGUUUGGUUAUGGGGGAGCAGUAGCGUUACCUGAGCAUCCUGGCUUGGGCCAGAUGUGGGGGUAGGAUCUUCCCUGGGCACUGCUGACUUCCUCUGUGGGUGGCCCUCCCAGGCACUGUAAGGGGUUGAGCAGCAUCCCUGACCCCACCCACUCAAUGCCAGCUCGACCCCUUCCCCCAGUGUGACAACACCGACAUCCCCAGACAUCUCCUAAUGCCCCUGCCCAAGGACUUGGCAUUGGGGUGGGCUUGCUGCCUGCUGCCCCCGCUCCCCCCAUGUCCCUGCGCAGCCUCGCCUCCUCCGGGACACUGCGCCAGCUCCCUGGUCCUUGCUCAGAUGGGCUCAGCCAGGCCCCCCAGCCCUGCCCCUCGAGGACCCAUCCUUCCAGACAGCCCCCUGCCCCUUGCCCCACGUGUCAUCUCAGGGCAGAGACGAUUGUUGGCCCCUCUGGGAGAAAACGAUGCCUUCCCGUGGAUGUUCUGUCCACACCUGAAGCUGACUCCAUCCCGUGGCAAACAGGGCCCAUAACCUGUGACCUUCUUGUCCUUGCCGUGUGACCCCUGCCCAGUGCUCAGUGGAGCCUGGCUCUCUGCCUGUGUCUUCAGCAAGUUCCCCCUCCCCGCUCCUGCCCGAACAGCCCUUUGCCAUAUGUAGACUGUCUUUCCUCUCGUCUCCUGAUUAUUUCCAGCGGGAGCUUUAAGGAGCGCUCUGCGUCGCCCACGUGUUCCAGCAGGUGUGUGUUCUGCACCCCGUGCAGAGCAGCUGAGCAGCUGCUGCUGCAGCCUCCACGCUUGGAGCAGAGGGUAGUGGGAAGACGUGACAUGCUCCUCCGCAUCCGCAGGGCCAUCCUACGUGGGCGGCCAGAGCCUGCCAGCCCUGCUCGCCUCCCCUUGCAGCUCCCACUUGCCACCUUUCCGCCCGCAUUCCUCAUUUACCACGGAAACGAGGAGCCCAAGAGCCAGGGAGCGGAUCCCCACCCACUUGGCCCGCCUUCAGACCCAAGAAGGGCCGACCUGGUCUCCCCUCUCCUCCCCGUGCCUGAUGCUCCGGCCAGGCUGGACACCAGUGCCUGCCUCUUACCCCGCUCCCGCUGGGCACCCUGACCUUGCUGGUCCCCGAGCCCACCACCCUGCUCAGCCCCUGGCUGCUCAGAAGGGGCUUGCCAGCGCCCAUGGCCCCAGGAGCUUGUCCCUGUGACUUCCCCAGAAUAUGCUUGGUGGUUUCUCAAAGGUGAUACCCACUCAAGGACACACCUACUUUCCAUGGGGUUGGCAACCCUGGGAGGAAGGGACUGUGACUCUGGGCAGGGCCGCUGGAGAGUCAGAACUCCUGGACAACAGCCCCGCCUUGGGGUGCCUGAGGGGCUCUGAGCCCUGGGACCCUCAGUGAGCCCUCGACUCUGCCCUGCCUGCCACCUGAGAUCUAAGCAUACCUGCUUCCAUCUUGGGAAUACUAGGGUAAGGAUUUGGUUCCUGUCAUCUUAACCAAGUGACAUCCUAUUAGGCCUGGCAGGCGAAGUGCGCAUGUAUCUCCACCCUCCCCAGAAAUGCCACAAAAAAACAACUAUAAAGGAGGAACAGAGAAAAUGAGGGGGUGAGGAGUAGACUUUGAAGUAAGGAAAAGAUAAGCCAGUGAGGAGUUCCCUGGUGGCUUGGCAGGUUAAGGAGCUGAUGUUGUCACUGCCAUGGCUCUGGUUGCGGCUGUGGCACAGGUUCCAUCUGGCCCAGGAACUUCCACAUGCUGUGGUGAGGUUAAAAAAAAAAAAAGGAAAAGAUGGGCAAGUAACACUUGGCUUUGCAGCACAGAGAAAACUUGCAUCCAUGGGCCUACAGAUGGAGAGUGGGCUGGUUCCUGCCACAAGGCCUGGGAUUCAAGACACGGGCACCUCCUGGGACGGAGACUGCAAUGGAUGGGGGGCAGGUGAGGGAGGAACUGCUGGGCUCGGGCCCCCUCCCACUACCCCAUCUCCCAGCAGAAGGUGGUGGCCCCGCUCCGGGGUGAGGUCGAACCUGGCAGCCUUGUGUAUCCCCAACCCCAGGGCCAGGUCAGAGCAGCCCAACAGAACAGACCAUAGAUGGGACAUCGAGGAUCCUCUCUGAUGUGACAAGAGUCCCUGCUCUUCCUGUCCCCUUCUACCAGCGCUGCUCACACAGCCACCCCCAAGCAUUGUAGUCCCUUGUACAUCACAGCCAAGGGGGUCCCUAAACCUCUGAGGAAACUCAGAGUGAAAGGCAAUCUCAAACACAAAAGGAAAGCAGGACCCCAGGGAAGGGGCCAUGCAGGGAGUGAAAGAAAACCUAUUUCUCCUCCCAAAGGGGAGGUGACUUGGCAUUUAUGGAAGAAGACCCUGUGUAUUUUAAAAAAAAGACUUUUAGGAAAGGGAUGGCUCUUGGACAUUUCAGCAAGAGCAAAGAAAUCUAAGAGGCGAGUUGAGAGACGGCUCGAGGAAUCUACAGCGUAGACAUUUCACAGCUCGGGUUAAACAGAAGUUCCUGAAGCUUCUGGAAUGAACAAACAGAUCAACAUAAAGAACCAGGGGACUAGGAGUUCCCUGGUGGUCUUGUGCUUAGGAUUCUGUGCUUUCACCACUGCAGCCCAGGUUCCAUCCCUGGUCUGAGAACUGAGAUCCCACAUCAAGCCGCUGUAUGCUGUGAUCGGAGGGAAAAAAAAGAACAAGGGACCAAAAAGGAACCAGACUUGGUGAUCAUGAUGCUGCAAGCUAAUAGACAAAGGACAAGGGCUCAAAGGUCAGAAGAACGAUCAUUUCAGCCCAGACGUGUACACUCAGCCAAAAUACCAGCCACAUAUGGGAGGAGAAUAAAAAUCAUUUUAGACAAGCAAAGUCCCAUGUUUCCCCUCCUUUCUGAGAAGGCUGCCAGAGGAUGUUCCCCAGCCAAACAAGGGCAUCAACCAACAAAGACAUGGGAUCAAGGAAAUCGGAUCCAACCCAGGAGAGUCCAAGGCAGUCUCAAGAUAAGGGCAGGCCCCAGGGUGUCAUUGAGGAGCCAAGGAGUCCACAUUGGGAGCUGGGAGAUAACCAAGAAAGCCAAGCUUCUGAGAGAGGUCACUAACUCUGGUUACUAACUCCAGGAAGAGCAAGCAAAGAGUGCCAUGCAAGCAACUCUGUUGCUUGGGGAUGAGCAAUUUUACGGGUUAAGAAAAAUGUAACAUGGAAUUUUGCCACAACCGAAGAUGGUGGCAGAUGCAGAGAGAGAAGCCAGGAGGGGUAGAGGCAGGCAGCCUAAGUGUCUGGGCUGGCAACUCAUCAGAGAAGCCAGAACCAAAAAAUGAAACAGUAGCAGCGUGAGGAGACACAGGGAAAAUGCAAGAAGAAAUGGCUAAAAGAGGGAACGGUGUUGCGUCUAGAGAGUGGGCCCAGCGGAUGCGUUUAUGGCCAGGCUGUGACAAGGGUGUGUAAGGCCGACACUCCUUCCGCCAGCUGUCAGCAACCACUUAUUUCCCAGCUUAUGUUGUCACGAAACAGAGUCUUCUUUGCAUUUGGAUGUUCAGGCUGCUUUCUCCUUUGAGGUUGGACAUGGUCCCUGGUCUACGUCUCUGUGCCUAGGUGCCCCCAUUCUGAGCGGGGAGGGGGACCCUGCAUUAGCAAGGCCUGGCAGCUACUAGGGCUUUGGUGCUGGUGCUUGGGGUUAGGAGUUUGGUGUGUUGGGGGCCAAGGAAGGCCUGAGCUCUCUGGAAACCCUGAGAGCAGGUGGGGCAGGGUCAGAAGUGGCCUCAGGGCCGGUUCCUCUGGGUCGCGGGAAACUGAGGCCAGGUGAGUUGGCAGUAGGAAGACGCCUUCUGCUGGGUGCUGCCUGGGGCCAGUGAGGGGGGGUUCACCUGUGGGCACCUAGCCCUGCAGCAUCCCUGGAUCUGGAGACAAGCCUCUGGGUGACAGCCCAGAGCUUCCCAUCUGUCUCUCUAAGUCGGGACUGUACCUGGCAUUUCCCAAGCUCACCCAGCGUGAGGAGGGUCCCCGGGGAGGCCUGAGCCUCUCGUGCCCUCUCCCGCCCCCCAUCUGUUCCCAACCCACCCCACCCUGCCCCCCCACACCCGUCCUCCCACACCCCUCCCCUCGCAGUGAGCCUGCAUGACAUGCUGUGUGUGGUGCCAUGCCUCUGCCCAUGAUGCGCCCUCCCUGGAAUGCUCCCUGCUUUCUCCCUUCGGUCAUCAGGGUGGUCCAUGCUGCAGACAUCAAGUAGGGCUUGUCAUGUGCCAGGCAUUGCCUGGGCUCAGGUCACCGAGCAGCCACAAGCCAGGGGCCCCCGAGGUAGGCAGCUGAGCAGCGAAGGACCAGCAGUGGUUAGUGGUUAGGGUUAGGGGCUGGUUAGAAGGAGGCACCCCAGGAGCCAGCAGCGUCAGGCAGGGAGGCAGCAAGGAGGCUGUCAGGUCCCAGCAUCCUGCAGGGAAGGCAGAGGUGCUGCAGACGCCCCUGGGGGAGGUGGCUCCAGUCGGUCGGCCCUGCUCCUCCUUAGCGAGCACUUGAUCCUUGGAGGUGCAGCUGCCAGGGACUCCGCAGGGUCUCCUGUAAGGUCUUAGUGUCUGACCCCACUGGGGCCGCAUAGAGAGCUCCCCAGGGGAGGGCAGCCCCAGCCAGUGCCAAAAACCCUCCCCCAAAAGCUAACACUCUCAGCUGCCUUGGCUAAGAGUGUCCUGGUGACAGCCUGUGGCUGUCCUGGUGCCCCACCUAGGGCUAAGACUCUCCACGCUGACCCGGCUUUUGCCCCUGCUCCCUGGCCGGUCACUCACCUCCUGAGACCUAAAAGCCACUGUCCCCUCCCUGGAAAGGCACUGGACUGGCAGGGAUGCCCGCCACUAACCUGCCGCCCACCCCUCUUUAUCGCUUUCCUUUCUUUUUUAACUCUGAUUCCUCCCCCCCUCGAUUUUCCCUCGUUUUCACUAAGAAGCCACAGCUCAGCCUCAGCAGGGAGUCUCCCUUGGGGCCCAAGGGGUGCCCUCUCUUUGGGGACUGUCACACCCGGAGCCCGGCCCCGGCCUGGAGGCCGCGUGGGCAGUGGGUGAGGAGGGCUUGGGUGCAGCUUAGAGAAGCGGCCGCCGCGGGCUCUGGGCUCGGAGCCGCUGCGCGUGGAGAGGACGCAGGGAGUGCGGGCCGGGGCGAGGCCCCUCGGCGAGGCGUCUGGGGCAGUUAACGCGAGUCCUAGAGAAAAACCCCCUGACAUUUACA
Sus scrofa (pig) is the source of this 8648-nucleotide messenger RNA. Lineage: Eukaryota; Metazoa; Chordata; Mammalia; Artiodactyla; Suidae. The record is from RefSeq and is a predicted model, not a curated record.